AUGUCAGACAAGGAGUUUGGAGGUAACGAUGACCUCUCUCUUCCAAAAGCCACCGUCCAAAAGAUCAUCAACGAAGUUCUCGCGACGAAUCCUGCCUUCGAAGGCGCCAACCUCGCUUUCGCCAAGGACACCCGAGAUAUCCUGAUCGAAUGCUGCGUCGAGUUCAUCACCAUGUUGACAUCGGAGGCGAAUGAAAUUGCCGAGAAGGAUGCGAAGAAGACGAUUGCAUGCGAACACAUUACGAAGGCUAUUGCAGAUCUGGGAUAUCCUGACUUUGUGCCGGAGUUGGAGAAGGUCGCUGCUGAGUUCAAGACGCAGCAGGCUCAUCGAGAACGGAAGCAGACUAAGAUCGAGCAGAGCGGCAUGUCGCAUGAGGAGUUGCUCAAGGCCCAAGAAGAGCUGUUCAAGAGUGCGGGAGACAAGUACAAUGCUGGCCCGGCAGAGUAG
Molecule: messenger RNA, 447 nt
Organism: Fulvia fulva
Lineage: Eukaryota; Fungi; Ascomycota; Dothideomycetes; Mycosphaerellales; Mycosphaerellaceae
Product: NCT transcriptional regulatory complex subunit B
Exons: 4
Coding region: 1-447 (148 amino acids)
Biological process (GO): positive regulation of transcription by RNA polymerase II; chromatin remodeling; RNA polymerase II preinitiation complex assembly
Cellular component (GO): negative cofactor 2 complex
Molecular function (GO): general transcription initiation factor activity; core promoter sequence-specific DNA binding; protein heterodimerization activity
Source: RefSeq, a predicted model, not a curated record